Messenger RNA from Calypte anna (Anna's hummingbird), 5362 nucleotides. It is a transcript of the gene TET3, whose product is annotated as tet methylcytosine dioxygenase 3. Gene Ontology annotation, molecular function: DNA 5-methylcytosine dioxygenase activity. Gene Ontology annotation, cellular component: nucleus. The record is from RefSeq and is a predicted model, not a curated record. NCBI's taxonomy places the organism in Eukaryota, Metazoa, Chordata, Aves, Apodiformes, Trochilidae. Gene Ontology annotation, biological process: positive regulation of transcription by RNA polymerase II; oxidative demethylation.
AAGAAGAAGAAUUAGAAGAAGAAGAAUUAGAAGAAGAAGAAGAAGAGAUGCGGCGGUCAAACCCCCCCCCGGCUGCAGCAGGGCGGCGGUGAGGGAGCGCGGAGGAGGAGAGGGAGACAAGAUGGCUUCCUCCUGAGGGCCGGAGCCGUGCCGGGGCCCGGCGGGGGCUGCGAGGGGGCAGCGGCGGGGGCAGCGGCGAGACAGGUUUGGCGGGUGACCCGGUUGAUGGACCCAGCAGAAGCCAAAUGGAAGAAGGGCCAAUUAAUUAUGUGGAAGAAAGGCGGCUGAACGAGGGCAGUGGGCUCAGCCUGGUGAAUGGGGGCCGGCCGGAGGCGGGGGGCACUGCACUGAUGGAGCCGAGCAGCUGGUCACCAGGCCAGCCACCCACCCCUGCCAGCAAAGCCCACCUGGAAGAUGUCAGGAACCUGGUGGCCUUUUCAGCGGUGGCUGAAGCCGUUUCCUCCUACCGGUUACCCCCUCCAGGUUCCCCAUCACUGCUGUAUGAAAAGUUCAACUCGGAGAUGAGCCGGGGUGGGUUGGUGGAUGGCGUGCCCCGGGGUGAGGACCUGCACGCCCUCAAAGCUGCCCUGGCUUUGGCCAAGCAUGGUGUGAAACCUCCCAACUGCAACUGCGAUGGCCCCGAGUGCCCUGACUACCUGGAAUGGCUGGAGCAGAAGAUCAAGACAGCUCUGGGUGAAGAGCUGGCAUCGCCGCGGCCCCGUGCUGCCGCCACCAACCCCCCACCACCCCCCCAGGAAGGUGCUAUCGACCCCCAGCCGGUGCCUGAGGCCGUCGACCCGUGCCCACCCGACGGCCUUCCCUUUUCCCAAAGUGCGUUGACCAUCGCCAAGGAGAAGAACAUCAGCCUGCAGACCGCCAUAGCCAUCGAAGCCCUGACGCAGCUCUCGGCCGCUCUCCCUCAGCCUGCUAGUGAUGGCCAGACCCCACCUCCACCCCUGCCACCACCCCCUGCCACCCCCUUUGGCUCUGGCCCCAUUGCCCCCCCGGUGGCUGCAUGGCAACGAGAUGAACCCCGUUAUCCACCAGAAGCUGGAGCGGUGCCAGAGCCGUUUUUUGGUCCGGCACCUCCCCGGGGGGGUUUCACAGCAGCAUGGGGGCUGGAGGCAGAGGGAGCGGUGGGGGCUGGAGACCCCAUGGCAGAGCUGGAACAGCUCCUGGGGAACGCUGACGACUACAUCAAGGCAGCCUUCAAGAGACCCGAAGCGACAGCCAGCAAAGUGACAGCACCCAAAAUGGAGCCCCCCAGGAAGGAUGCUCCGGGUGGCCCCUGCUUGCCAUCGGCAACGCCGGAUCCCGACUUGCACAAGAAGACGCAGCUGGUCCUGCAGCAGCAUCUCCACCACAAACGCAGCCUCUUCCUUGAGCAAAGCCUGGCAGCAGCAGCAGCACCCCCAGAUCGGCCAAGCAGCUGGUGGGCUCCCAGCACCCUGGCCGUGCCCCCCAAGCCCUUUGAAAAGCAGGCCAAAGAGAAGAAGAAGAAAACGCCGCUCGAAAAGCCCCCCCCGGCCAGACCUCUCCGUAAACAAGUGCAAAUCAAGAAAGCGAAGCAGAAGGACUCGCAGCCCCUCUUCCUGCCCCUCUGGCAGAUCAGCCUGGAGGGGUUCCGGGCACCUGCCGAGCCCCCAGCUGAAGAGAUGCAAAUGGAACCGCCAUCUGCCUGUCCACUCCAGCCCCUGGCACUGCCCCUGCCCACUGCUCACCCCCUGCCACCGCCACCCCAGAACCCCCUCGAUGGUGUCCCCCCGGCUCCCGACUCUCAGGAAAGGGGUGCCCCCGGGGGGGGCCCCCAAAUUCACCCGGUGCCGGUGGGCUCAGAGGAAAUCCCAGCUGCUCCAACGCCAGCCACCCCCAUCGUGGUGGAUGAUAAGCUGGAAGAACUCAUCCGGCAGUUCGAAGCAGAAUUCGGGGAGAAUUUCAACUUGCAGCCCCCCGAGGCCCCCACCCCGCUUGCCUCUGGGGCUGCUGAGCUACCGGGGGGGGGCAAACCAGCCCCGCAAGUGCCCCCACCCACCACGACCACCGCCGCCACCCUCCCAGCAUCCAGCAUUGCUCCCCAAGCCGGACCCAAAAGCUUUUCAUUCUCCCCAGGGAAGGGGCAGCUUUCAGACCUCCCUUUCACCGCCCGCUCCCCGAAACAGAUCAAAAUCGAGUCUUCUGGUGCUAUCACCGUGGUGUCCACCACGUGCUUUUACUCUGAAGAAAGCCAAAACCCGGAGGCAGAUGACGCCGAGGGGACACCCACCAAGGACGAGGUGCCACUGACACCCACACUCAGUGGCUUCUUGGAGUCACCACUGAAGUACCUGGACACACCAACCAAGAGCCUCCUGGACACCCCGGCUAAGCGGGCACAAGCUGAGUUCCCCACCUGCGACUGUGUGGAGCAAAUCGUGGAGAAGGAUGAGGGUCCCUACUACACCCACCUGGGCUCGGGGCCCACCGUGGCGUCCAUCAGGGAGCUCAUGGAGGAGAGGUAUGGUGAGAAGGGCAAGGCCAUCCGUAUCGAGAAGGUCAUCUACACCGGGAAGGAGGGGAAGAGCUCCCGGGGCUGCCCCAUAGCCAAGUGGGUGAUCCGAAGACACAACCAAGAGGAGAAGCUGCUGUGCCUGGUGAGGCAUCGGGCUGGCCACCACUGCCAGAAUGCUGUCAUCAUCAUCCUGAUCCUGGCCUGGGAGGGAAUCCCCCGCACACUUGGUGACACACUCUACCAGGAGCUCACUGACACCCUCACCAAGUACGGCAACCCCACCAGCCGCCGCUGCGGCUUGAAUGAUGACCGGACCUGUGCAUGCCAAGGCAAAGACCCCAACACCUGCGGCGCCUCCUUCUCCUUCGGCUGCUCCUGGAGUAUGUACUUCAAUGGCUGCAAAUAUGCCCGGAGCAAAACUCCUCGCAAGUUCAGGCUGGUGGGGGACAAUCCCAAAGAGGAAGAGCUACUCCGGAAAAGCUUUCAGGACUUGGCCACUGAGGUUGCUCCACUUUACAAGAGGCUGGCACCACAAGCCUACCAAAACCAGGUUACCAACGAGGACGUAGCGAUCGACUGCCGUCUGGGCUUGAAGGAGGGGAGGCCGUUCUCAGGAGUGACAGCGUGCAUGGACUUCUGUGCUCAUGCUCACAAAGAUCAGCACAACCUCUACAACGGCUGCACUGUGGUCUGCACACUGACCAAGGAAGACAAUCGCGUAGUGGGGAAGAUCCCUGAGGAUGAGCAGCUCCAUGUCCUCCCCCUCUACAAGAUGUCCAGCACAGAUGAGUUUGGCAGCGAGGAGAACCAAAACGCCAAGGUGGGCAGUGGGGCCAUCCAGGUGCUCACAUCUUUCCCCAGAGAGGUCCGCAAGCUGCCCGAGCCCGCCAAGUCCUGCCGGCAGCGGCAGCUGGAAGCCAGGAAAGCUGCUGCAGAGAGGAAGAAGCUGCAGAAAGAGAAGCUGAUGACACCAGAGAAAAUCAAGCAGGAAGCACUCGAGCUUCCUACGCUCCAACAAAACCCAGGUAUGGCAUUGAAAAGCGGGCUGCCCCCGCAGCCACUGAAACCUUCCCUCAAGGUGGAACCCCAGAGCCAUUACAACGCCUUCAAGUACAACGGCAACGCGGUGGUGGAGAGCUACUCGGUGCUGGGGAGCUGCCGGCCCUCCGACCCCUACAGCAUGAACAGUGUUUACUCUUACCAUUCCUACUAUGCACAGCCCAAUCUGCCUUCUGUGAACGGGUUUCACUCCAAGUUCGCGCUUCCCUCCUUUGGCUAUUACGGUUUUUCCAGCAACCACGUGUUCCCCUCCCAGUUCCUCAACUACGGGGCCACCGAGCGGAGCGGGAGCAGCUGGGUCAGCAACAGUUACGAAAAGAAACCCGACGUCCCGGCCUUGCAGGAGAACCUCAACCACACCUACGGCAACACCAAUUUCCCCGAGCCCAUCCCACACGGUGUCCGCAGCAAAAACCAUCACCAGCGUACCUACGAGCGGGCCAACCGCUACGCCAGCCAGCAGAAAGCGGCAGCUGGGGCGCACAGGACUAGCGUGGGCUCGGAAGAGGCAACGCCGUUUGCACAGAACUGUUUCACCAACCGACCCAUCAAGCAGGAACCUCCAGACCCACCACCCACCAUUGAGCCUCUUCCCGCUGUGGUGGCCAUGCACGGCACUGGUUUAGCCCUGCCGGCCGUCCCGGCACGUGGCGUGGGGCUGGAGCAGAGGUGGAGCCCCUUCAAAGCAUCCCGGGGCCUGGCUUCUCCAGAGAGGACUAGCACGGUGGAGGGCUCGUGGAGCUCCUUGGUGCCGAGCUCGGGGGGGAGGGAGAAGCCGAGCGCCUUUGAUGCCGCUGCGCGCUUGCCACCUCCAGAAAAGCAGUGGCCCAGCUCCCUAGGGGGAGAGGCGCCAGCGCGUGGCAUGGGCUUGCUUCCCAAACCAUGGAGCCCCUGCAAGCUGGGGGAGACGGCGCUGGCUGGCACAGGUACCUCCAGCCUGAUGGGGCCGCUGGGCUUUGGCUCGGCCCUGACGGGGCUGCCUGGCUUCUCUGAGGAGCCAUGGGGCUCGGUAAAGGCGGAGGAGAGAACGCCGGCGCCCAGCCCAGGGUUGCCAGAGAAGCCGUGGGAAGCAGCGGUGGGUGAGAAAGGGGCAGUGGGACCGCAGCAGGAGAAGCCGUGGGACCCCUUCGGCCUGGAGGAAGAUUUGCCAGAGAAGGCGGUGAAGGAGGAAGAGGAGGAGGAGGAGGAAGAAGAAGAGGAAGAGGAGGAGUGGUCAGACAGUGAACACAACUUCCUGGAUGAGAACAUCGGCGGGGUGGCUGUGGCACCAGCCCAUGGCUCCAUCCUCAUUGAGUGUGCCCGCCGUGAGCUCCACGCCACCACCCCGCUGAAGAAACCCAACCGCUGCCACCCCACCCGCAUCUCCCUGGUCUUUUACCAACACAAGAACUUGAACCAGCCCAACCACGGCCUGGCGCUGUGGGAGGCCAAGAUGAAGCAGUUGGCGGAGCGGGCUCGAGCCCGGCAAGAGGAGGCAGCACGCCUGGGUCUCCCCCCUGAUGCCAAAGCCUUCGCCAAGAAACGCAAGUGGGGCGGCGCAUUGGCCACCGAAGCGCCCAGCAAGGAGAGGAGAGACUCAGUCCCCACGCGGCAGGCGGUGGCCAUCCCCACCAACUCGGCCAUCACUGUGUCCUCCUACGCCUACACCAAGGUGACGGGUCCCUACAGCCGCUGGAUCUGAGACAGAGGUGACCACCGUGGCCCCUGCUUACCUCAACCCUCGGCAGCGCUGCAACCCUUGUGUUGCUUCGUGGUGCUUUCUCCUCAGGAGUGGGGGAGAAGAAAAAAACAAAAUAGAAACGGAUAAAACAGAAA